Messenger RNA from Carassius auratus (goldfish), 1761 nucleotides. RefSeq names its product thioredoxin-related transmembrane protein 2a (gene tmx2a). Gene Ontology annotation, biological process: brain development. Gene Ontology annotation, molecular function: disulfide oxidoreductase activity. Lineage: Eukaryota; Metazoa; Chordata; Actinopteri; Cypriniformes; Cyprinidae. Gene Ontology annotation, cellular component: membrane-bounded organelle. Bases 31 to 945 code for a protein of 304 amino acids. The transcript has 8 exons. The record is from RefSeq and is a predicted model, not a curated record.
CACGUGGGAGUCUGUUAUACGUCUACAGCAAUGAGUUUAAUUAAAGGACUGGUUUCCACUUUAUACUGCCUUCCAAAGGUUUAUAAAUGGUUUUAUCGGCCCUAUUAUCUGCUGUCACUGCUGAUGACCGUAGCGUUUCCCUUCGUCCGCUGCUGUCCGGGACUCUGCGAGCAUUUACCGUCCCAGAGAGAGGACAGCAACUCCUGCGCCUUCGACUGGAGGGAGGUGGAGAUUUUAAUGUUUCUCAGCGCUAUAGUCAUGAUGAAGAACCGAAGAGCCAUAACACUGGAGCAGCACAUAGGGAAUAUAUUUCUCUUCAGUAAGGUGGCGAACGUGGUGCUGUUUUUCCGAGUGGACCUGAGACUUGGCCUUCUCUACCUCACGCUGUGUGUGGUGUUCCUUAUCACAUGUAAACCACCGAUCUACAUGGGCCCUGAGUUCAUCAAAUACUUCAGUGACUCCACUUUAGAUGAAGAGCUGCAGAGAGACUGUCGUGUGACGUGGAUCGUUGAGUUUUAUGCCAACUGGUCUCCAGAGUGUCAGACAUUUGCCCCCAUUUUCGCUGACCUGUCACUCAAGUAUGACUGCUUAGGUCUCAAAUUUGGAAAAGUGGACAUUGGGCAAUAUGCAGCAGCUGCUGAGAGGUUUAAGGUGAACCCCUCGCCGCUCUGCAAGCAGCUUCCUUCUCUGUUGCUCCUUCAAGGAGGUCGAGAACUUGUGCGGCGUCCUCUAGUGGACACGAAGGGAAGAGCCAUUGGGUGGAGUUUCACCGAGGAAAACAUCAUUCGGGAUUUCAACCUAAAUGAGAUAUUCCAGAGAUGUAAGAAAUUGAGCAAAGGAGAGAAGCCCGAGGAGCUGAAGACACUCCUGCAAGAGGCUCCUGAAGAAGAGGAGCCACAUGAUGAAGAUGAUGAGGAGGAGCCAGAGAGCAAGAAAGACAAAUAAGACACAGAAAGGAAAGGGAUGCAGCAUUUAUGAUGAUCCUGAACCCACACACACUGAACAGAUGGAUUGAAAAGUGCAUCACAUCAUCUUGUGACCGGUGUUGCAUUUGCUCUUGAGGUUCAAAUCGGAGUCAUUUGUGUUAGUUAAUAAAAUGAUACAUUCUUAAAAAAGUAUACACCCCCAAAAAACUAAUCAUUUAUUGAUUUAGAAGAGCAGAAACUACCAAGCCAUGGUUAUUGUUAUGUCGGCAAUGCAUUGAAACCUAAUUGAAAAUACUGUAUGGUUAACUGAGAAUCUGUUUCAAAAGUAGGUAGAGAUUAAGAAAUCUAUAUAUUUGCUCUGGUCCUUUCCAGGUACUUUAAUGGAUACGGACUUUGAAACAAAAGUGUAGUCGCAUGUUCGAAGUCUUGAAGCUUGAGAAAACUCAGAAGUAUGAAACAUACUCUCCAUGUGAGUUAGAGAAAUUAUAUAUUAUAUUGUUUGUGCUCACAUUUUUCAAGCAAGACACCAGUACAGACUCGAAGAGUGUACUAUUUAAAGCUGCUGCCUUUUCCAAAGCACUGGAAAAGCUCAGAAAAUGCAUUUAAAAGACACACAAGGACAACACAUGUUAACCGGAUAUGACUUUAUACACGUCUGAAGUAUGCAUGAUGUGUUGCAAAACUGAACUUUAUGCAUAAAGUUUCCAUUUGCAAUUUUACUAUAAAAAUGUUUCUUUCGAAUCUACUGUUCGAUGGCCAACUCCACACACAAUCGUCAUCACAGUUCUUGAAAUUCUAUUGAAAUGUCUUGGAAAUUAAAAAAAGUCUGAUUUCG